Archocentrus centrarchus (flier cichlid) is the source of this 4365-nucleotide messenger RNA. It is a transcript of the gene chdh, whose product is annotated as choline dehydrogenase. Bases 174 to 2045 code for a protein of 623 amino acids. Gene Ontology annotation, molecular function: choline dehydrogenase activity; flavin adenine dinucleotide binding. The record is from RefSeq and is a predicted model, not a curated record. The transcript has 11 exons. Gene Ontology annotation, cellular component: mitochondrial inner membrane. Lineage: Eukaryota; Metazoa; Chordata; Actinopteri; Cichliformes; Cichlidae.
GCCCCGCCCAUUACGCUGAGCCCUCCGCGGUCUCCCGUACAGCUGAGGUCCAGACGACGACUGUGAGCUUUGGACCAGCCGCCUAAGUAAACCUAAACAAACGCAGAGGUUCAGUCCCAGUAGUGGUUAUAAAGCAGUGCUGCUACCAGAUAGAGUUUAAAGUGAGCAGAAGGAUGUUGUUUUUGGCCACACUCGGCCAAAUUGGAGCCCGAAGAGCUGCGGCUGGGAGAUUUGUGAGGGUCAGCAGGUGCUUCUUUACCAGGAAGAUUGGCCCUUUCUCUUCCUGCUUAUCCUUCUCCAGCCAUUACAGAUGCUUCACUGUCUCAUCUUCUCAAAGGAAAGCUCAAUCAUCACCUACAGCCAAUCAGGAAACACCAUCCUACAGCUAUGUCAUUAUUGGGGCAGGGUCUGCUGGUUGCGUCCUUGCUAACCGCCUCACGGAAGAUGCCCAGGAGUCUGUGCUGCUGCUCGAGGCUGGGCCCAAGGACAAGUGGCUGGGCAGCUUACGGCUCUCGUGGAAGAUCCACAUGCCAGCUGCUCUGACCUACAACCUCUGCGAUGACAAGUAUAACUGGUACUACCACACUUUACCCCAAGCCAACAUGGACAACCGGGUGAUGUACUGGCCGAGGGGUCGUGUCUGGGGAGGGUCCUCUUCACUCAAUGCGAUGGUGUACAUCCGUGGGCACGCUGAAGAUUACAACCGCUGGCAAAGAGAGGGCGCAGAUGGCUGGGAUUAUGAGCAUUGUCUGCCUUACUUCAGGAAAGCUCAGUGUCAUGAGCUGGGAGAAAACAGAUACCGAGGCAGCAGCGGGCCUCUACAUGUGUCCAGAGGGAAAACCAACCACCCCCUUCACAAGGCUUUUAUUGAGGCAGGGCAGCAGGCAGGGUAUCCAUUCACUGAUGACAUGAAUGGAAAUCAACAGGAAGGCGUGGGCUGGAUGGACAUGACCAUUUAUAAAGGGAAGAGGUGGAACACCGCCAGCGCCUACCUGAGACCAGCCCUGGGUCGACCCAAUCUGAAGGCGGAGGUGCGUUGCCUGACCACAAAGAUCCUGUUUGAUGGCAACCGUGCUGUGGGGGUGGAAUACAUUCAGAAUGGACAAAAGAGAAGGGUGUUUGCAGAAAAGGAAGUGAUACUCAGCGGAGGCGCCAUCAAUUCUCCUCAGCUUCUCAUGCUGUCUGGAAUUGGAAAUGCAGAUGACUUGAAACAGCUUGGCAUCCCUGUGAUUCAGCACUUACCAGGUGUUGGUAAUAACCUGCAGGAUCACUUGGAGGUGUAUGUCCAGCAGCAGUGUACUCAGCCUAUCACCCUGUAUAAAGCUCAGAAACCUUUCCACAUGGUCAAGAUCGGCCUCGAGUGGCUCACCAUGUUUACUGGUUAUGGAGCAACAGCCCACUUGGAAAGCGGAGGAUUUAUUCGUAGUCGUCCGAAUGUCACACACCCUGACAUCCAGUUUCACUUCCUGCCCUCACAAGUCAUUGACCAUGGACGAGUUGCCUCCAAAAUAGAGGCUUAUCAGGUUCAUGUUGGACCAAUGAGGAGCACCAGUAUAGGCUGGGUAAAGCUGAAGAGCACCAACCCCCUGGACCACCCCAUCAUUCAGCCAAACUAUCUCUCCACUGAUAUCGACGUGUGGGAGUUCAGGCAGUGUGUCAAGCUCUCCAGAGAGAUUUUUGCCCAGAAGGCCUUCGACCCAUUUCGGGGUCCUGAAGCCCUACCCGGUCCUCAGGUCCAAUCAGAUGCAGAUAUCGAUGCGUUUGUCCGCCAAAAGGCCGACACUGCCUAUCAUCCAUCCUGCACGUGCAAGAUGGGCUCACCCUCUGACCCAAUGGCAGUGGUUGACUCAAGCGCACGCGUUCUGGGCCUGGAGAAGCUUCGUGUGGUCGAUGCCUCCAUCAUGCCCAGCGUUGUCAGUGGAAACCUGAAUGCUCCGACCAUCAUGAUAGCAGAGAAGGUUGCUGAUGUUAUCAGAGGUCGUCCUCCACUCUUCGACUCUGGGGUUCCUGUGUACAAACCUCCAACACUUGACAGCCAGAGAUGAAGAGAGUGUUGCACAGCAUAUCUGUGAGUUGGAAACAUCCUUCAACAGAGUCAGUUUUUAGGCAAGAAUAGCAGUAAAUAACUAAAUGUAUGUUUGAUUAGGAAAUGAUCAUUUUAGUUCUGAGCUGAUAUUGUGAAUGAUUAUUGUGGGAAAGUUGCUGGCCUAACACCUAAUUUCAUACAAAUAUUCAAGGCCAUAAACAGUCUUGCACACAGUUUUAGCACUUUAGAUCUAAAAUUUAAUCUCAGUGUUUUAAGUGUCACGCUGACCUGGCUGCACACUCAUAAACCUCACUGGAGAGGAACAGAUUGCAAAAUCAUUGGCUGUGAUGAAAACUGUGUGUCUGGCCUUACAAGCGAGUCACUCAUGCAUGAAAUGUGUACGUCUUAGAACUUACAAACCAGUAUGUAGUGUGACGGUGGAAAAUUGUGUAACAGCUACAUGAUCGGAAAAAAAAGGGAACCUAUAUUUCUGGGGAUCUGCGUUUCUGAGCACAGUAAAACCAAUGUUUGUUUGUUUUUUUGUGUUCUCUUUCUCAAGAUUUGGAAAUAUAUUUUCACUUCUCUGCAUUUCAAAAAAAAAAAAAAAAGCCUUCAGUGAUUAUAUCUCAUCAAUGUGGUUUAUAGCUGCAGUGAGCAGCCGGAGCAACCUGUACAGUUUGCCCAGCCUCAGCAGCACGCUCUUUUGUCUGUUCAAAUCAGAUAUCACCAAAAUAUGGCUCUAACAUUCCUCUUCCUUCCUGAAAACUUGCAGGUUCAACAGUUUGAUAAUUUUUUAUUUUAUUUAUUUAUUUUUUUUUGCCCAGUGGGUUUGCUGCACACAUUUCUCAUGAAGGAGACAGUGAUAAAAAUCCAAAAUGUGAUUUACAUUCACUUCAGUCAGAUUUCACAUUAUUGAGCCUGUUUUUCUAACAGUUUCCAGAGCUACGUCUUUAGCAUCAACAUGUGCUGAAAAUAUUUAGUUUCAUUACGCUGUUGGCAUGACAGCAUAGUAUUGAACAGGCACGGAUGAAGGAACAGAAUAAACUUUCUUUGAAAAUAGGCUUUUUUUUCCUUACGUGAGUGCUGCAUUUUCCUCUUCUACAUCUAAACAGACUUCAAUCUUAUUUAGCGGCUCAGAGGAAAACAAGCACAAAGAGACCCAGGAAGUGCAGCGCUGAUGUAAACUGGACCAAACUCUGAUUCAAACUCUGAUUCAAACUUGAAGAAUAAAGCCAGCUGCCUGAAAGGUGUUUGCUACACUAUUAUAAUCAGACUUGAAGCCGUUACAUGUGCCUCUAGAUUUAACAGUCAGUUAAAGGAGCAGUCCUCGUAAAUGCUCUCUCAUUGCAUUUGUUAAACUGUGUUUAGUUGCUCUGUGUGAUCCACACUAUUUGCCACUGAGUCCUCACAUUUCACAUCUCACAGCUUUUGGCUCAGAUCAGCCUGAAAGUUGCCUAAACAGUAAUUCAUGGAAAAUUGUUUUUAACACUUAAUCUUUAUAUACACUAACAAUUUUGAAAACUAACUUUUGUACACCACUUUUUUUUCCCUGAAAGUGUUGUGAAUUUUUACAAAUCUGUUCAUGAUUGUGAUUUUUUUGUAUCUAACUAUAAUAUCACUUGGUGCCUAUAAGAUUGUUAUGAUCUGAAUUGUGUUUAUUCAUGUAUUUGUAGCACGUGGCUACAGUGUGUUUCAGUUUGGUCCAGCUAGAACUGACACGCAGCGGUGCUGAGAUUUUAGACUUUGCUUCACUGAAUAAUCAGAGUCAGUGUGUGUUAUUAACUAUAAUGAAAACACUAGUUUAAAUUAGAAUUAUGUCUCAUUAAUCUUUGCACUACACCAUAGGAAACUUAAUCACUGUGACAAUAAUUGUUUACAUUAUAAUGCAGUGUUGUACAAAUGAAUGCCAUGAAUGAAUGUAUCUUAAUGAAGGUGGAAUAUAAAGAGAAACUUCAAAUCUGUCGAAGCCUUUCUGUUGUUUUUCUUGUACCGACACUAAACGGAGCCUCCUGACUUUGUCCUCGUGACUUUAUUCAGUGAUCGUUACAAAAAUCAGCAGGUUCAUCGUCAUUCCAGGCAAAACUUCAAAUGUACAAAACAGGGCUUUUGUUUUCAUUGGUACAAAAUUUAUAAGGUACUAGUACUUAUGCUACAAAGUAAGAUAGAGCUAUUCUUGUUUUUGUUUUGUUUUUUUUUUUACAUUUUCAUACAACAACUGGGUAGAAAGCAGAGAUCUUCAAGUUAAUUGCGUUCUUUUUACAAACACUGUACAGAUUUUAUACAUCAUUGUCAGUUUAUAGACAUUUGUAAAGCAGUGGAACAGUACAAAAAAAAUAAAG